Lutzomyia longipalpis is the source of this 1830-nucleotide messenger RNA. Its product is annotated as zinc finger protein 28-like. The transcript has 5 exons. NCBI's taxonomy places the organism in Eukaryota, Metazoa, Arthropoda, Insecta, Diptera, Psychodidae. The coding region runs from base 110 to 1768 and encodes 552 amino acids. The record is from RefSeq and is a predicted model, not a curated record. Gene Ontology annotation, molecular function: RNA polymerase II cis-regulatory region sequence-specific DNA binding; DNA-binding transcription factor activity, RNA polymerase II-specific. Gene Ontology annotation, biological process: regulation of DNA-templated transcription.
AGUUAAAAUUCAGGUAUUGAGCUUUGUGAGAGAAAAUCAAAACAAAAAUUCCUCCACGAAGAAAAGUCUGUGAUUUCUCAAGAAAAAGCCGCGUGGGUCGUGUAGAAAGAUGGAUGGGAGUACCAUAAAUUGCAACAUUGUCAAGGAGGAGUACUGUGUGGAGUCUCAGGAUGAAAUGAAUUAUCUAAAAUUGGAAAUGACCGAUGAAGACGAUGAAGAUGAUCUCCUCGUUGAUGAAGAUUCCCAAAGUCAUGAGAAUGAUGCUGAUGAAGAAAUGGUACAAUUUGAAAUAACCGAAAUUGAUCAGAAAGAUGAUUCUCAAUCUGAGCUCCUGAUGUGCCUCAUUUGCGAGGAAACUUUUCCAAAGCUCCAACUCCUGAAGGCUCACAUGGUGACUCAUCAUGGAAAUGAUAAGAAUACCUUCAAGUGCCCCCACUGUCCGGAACAAUUUGCCCAGGAGGGAAUCUUCAUGAAGCAUCUGCAGUCCCACAACCGAAAAAUUGCUGUCAAAGAGGAACUUCCAGAAGGGGAAACAGAGGCUUCUGAAGGGAUGUAUCCCUGUUCCAAGUGUGAUACAGUUUGUAAAACACUCUUGGGAUCCAGGAAGCAUUUUAAGAAGCAUUCCCGCUGCAAUGUUUUCUACAACUGCAUCAUCUGCGACAAGAUGUACAUCACUAAAGUCAAUUUGACUGAACACAUCCGGAGGGAACAUAGAAAGCAAUCAAUUUACCCGAUAGUAGGUAAAAAUAGGAAGAAGAAAAAUAAGGCAAAGUCAGCAACCUGCCCCAUAUGUCACAAGAUCUUCUCAAAUGUUGCCCAAAUGAGGAAGCACAUAAGUGUCCAUUCGGACUACAAACCCUUUUCCUGCGAUAUCUGCGGAGAGAGAUUCAAACGGAAGGACUAUCUCAAGUCUCACAGCACAAAGCACGAAGGGAUCCAGAAGUGUCCCUACUGCAAUGGGCAGUACUCUACAACUGAAAGUCUCAAAAAGCACAUUUCUCGCCUUCACAGUGAGAAAACUUGUUCCUUUCAAUGCGAUAUCUGCAAUUUUAUGUACAAAACUGAGAAAAAAUUGCAGCAUCACAUGAAAGUUCAUAUAAAAGAAGUUGAAUCCCAAGAAAUUGAGCCUCAAGAAGUUCAGGAAGCUCAAGAAGUUCAGGAAGCUCAAGAUGUUCAAGAAAGUGAGGAUAUACCGGAUAUGGAGGAAACAGAAGAAGAAGAAAGUCCUCCGGAGAGAUUCCUUUGUACAUUUUGCAUGAAGGUUUUCAAUUCCAAGAACAGUUUGAACGUACACUCAAAAAAAUUUCAUAGUGAGCCCAAAAUUAAAGUUGAGAAGAAAGUUGAGCCUCCAAAGACAGACAUACCCAAUCAAGUCCCCCAAGUUCCCAAAAAGAAAAAGAGCCGCCCAAUAAGGGUAUCGUUGUCAUGUGAAAUUUGCGGGAAACCCUUCACAUCGCAAUUCAACUACACGAAGCAUUUAGCAAGUCACAGAGCUGAUCGUCCAUAUGAUUGCCCCGUGUGUCCGGGUAAAUUCAAGCGGAAGGAGCAUCUAUAUGAACACGUGCAAAUUCACAAUGAAAAUCGCCCAAUUUACUCGUGUGAUAUCUGUGGCCGAGGAGCGUACAAAGCCAAGAGAUCCCUUCGUAUGCACAUCCAACAAUUUCAUCCCAAAAAUUGCUACGUCUGUGGAGAAGUAUUUGGGAAUAGGAACCUAAAGAACAAACAUAUUGCAACGUAUCAUAAGAAGAAUAUGGCGAAAGUUAGUUAAAUUUUCUUUGUAAUUGCAACGAAAUUGAUUUUUUUUUUCAAUGAAAAAUAAAAAUUAAAAAU